UCUUGUGGACGACUUGACAAAUGCAUACCUGGUGGAACAGACUAUGACUGAUACAUUUGAGCUCUCCGCUAAGGAAAUAGCCAAUAGUGUGAUAAAAGGAAUAAAAAAAGGAUUUAAAAAAAAACAUACAAAUAGCAGCAAUUUCAUUUCCAUGCUAGCUUUAGUACCGGAUGUAUUUGAUAACUCUUUACAAAUUGUCGAAAUACUUUCCCAAACUAAUAAACUGUUGGAUUACAUUAAUGCGGAGAUGGUACUGAAGCUCUCAAAAAUUGAGCUUAAAACGCCAGCAAAAGAAACACAAGUAAAUCUACUAAACGGAAAAGAUUUUGAGCGCUUUCAAACGGAAGUGAUCGGUCAAUGGGAAAAUAUAUUAAAUAAGCACGUUGGAAAAUUGAUCGCACAACAUGUUGUGCAGCCAGUGCUUAAAUUCGGCGUGCAAUUGGCCUUGUCAUAUGUCGCCGAAGGUUUAAUGCAUAUAAGAGACAGCCCAAACACUACCCUGGACAGACAUGUUGACAAACUAAAGAACAAGUAUGAGAAGAAAAUCACUCGACCUGAUAUGACGGACGAUACGAAGCGUCAGCUUAUAGACCAGUAUCAUGGGCGGUUGCUGAAAAUGCUGCACAAAACUCGUAGUCCAUCUCUGUUGGGCACUAUCAUCCGGGAGAACGUUCCAAUGGAUUUGAAGUGCGUCGGGGCCUGUACUAACAUAGUACAUAGAAUGUUACAGGAACAAAAUUCUAAUAUCACGGGUCUUACCAUAACUGUGCGUGGAAAAAAGGGAAUAGAGCAAUCGUUUACUUCUGGUAAGAAUGGUCGCAAAGUAUAUCUGGAACUGUUAGAAAACCAUUUUACUGUAUCACAGGUGAAAGGUUCAAACAUUGACACGACUGAGAACAAUAGUCUGUAUGGAGCGCUAACGAUUGCUCUCCCGACUUUGCAAUCGAUAGAGCCAACCGUAUUCCGAUCUAAGUUAAGCAAAUACAUUGAAAAUAACAAAAGCCUCCAUCAUCUCAUUCAGCAGAGCUUACAACACGCUCCGUUAAAACAAGGGGUGAUUGUAAGUGCUAAAAUUAAGAAGGUAGACUAAGAACGACCAAGCCACAUUACGACGACGUUCUCUUUUGUGAGUAGGCGAACGAGAGAGAGAGAUGUAGAGAGAGAUACAAAGAGAGAGAAAGAGAGAAAGAGAGAGAGAUGGAUACUAAGAGCAUAAAGCAUUUUAACGACAAAUCGAUCAUAAACCAAGUAGAGAUCAUCAUUUUUGUUGUAUUAAAAAGGUAAAACAGUUUAUUAGUUUUGAAAUUAAAAUGAUGUAAAAAACCAUGUACUAUUGUUUAUCAACUGCUUAGUCUGUUAUCAUUGUAAUGUAGAAAAACGUUCAACACCUAAUUCGUUAAACACAUAAGUUAAACAAAACUGGUCAACGUUUAGAUAUCAUUACAUUUAUUCGUUGGAUAGCAAAAUCUAGAGAAUCGAAUAUCGUUCGGUUUUAAUUUUCGCGGAACGUAAGGUCCGCAGCAAAAACUACUGUAGAAUGUGUACAAAUUGUAAUUUAUAACGCAUUUUGGUCCAGAUGAUCGUAUUGGAAGUCAGUUAUCUACAGGUAGAACGCAGCUAAGCGCACAAGGAUCGAGAGAUUAUCCAUUGACAUUGGAACCAGAAUCUUGCAGAUAAUCAUAGUUGUUCAGUCAGAACCGUUAUUGCACAAAUUCUACUUACUUACGUACUGAUACAUAUAGCCUGAUAUAUGAUGUCAAUCAGCCUUCGUUCUUCCUAUAUGACACGAUGAUACGCUUACUGUUCCUGUGUAGUUCCUGUGAUUUAUAAAUUAUUAUUACGCUGAUCAUCACUUCUAAAGAUAAUAACUGGACGAUGAUUUUUAUUUCCGCACCAUAACAACAAGAAGUUUCUUUCUACGUCAAUAAUAACGUUCUGAUCAGUUAGCAACGCCUCGUUAUCUCACUGUUUUUAGAUAUUAUUAUUAUUAUUAUUAUUAUUAUUAAACAGGGACGAAGUAAAAUUGUAUUUUUGGCAUAAAAAAGGUCAUAGACUCAGUAAAUGUUUAGAAUUAAGAUUAGUAUGGGAUUAUAUAACACCGUUAAAAUGUAAACAUAUGUUGUCAUAUGAAGUCUCGUCACAAAACUCAAAAAAGUCAUUUGCAUAAAAAUUCAAGAUUUUUAACGUAUGCGUCAUUCGCCAAACAUAUGAAUGGAUUAUGGUUUUAUUUUUAAAUAAUUUUAAAUAUCAAGAAACCAUCGAGCAUGUUAAACGGUGUACCAAACUCAGAUAAAAUAUUUGAUCUAAAUAAAUAAUAUAUAAAGUUUUUUUUUAUUUAUGAAAAGAGAGGGUUUGCAAAAAACACACUCAUACAAUAGGACAUUUUGAAAAAGUGUAAAAAGUCUAAACAUCAUAUAGGAAAUGAUUACCUCUGGGUUCUACUUGUAUGUAACAAGAUUAUAUUGUAUGCUCGUUUUAGUAUUUUUGCUGUAAGAAAUAUGAUAUUUCACCAGAAAAACCUAAAUAAUCAGUGAAAAUGUUUAUGAGUAGAUAAAAUAAUUAUGAAGAUCUAAGCAAACUUUAGGAUUUAAAGAGAUGUAAUACCAUGUAAUUUAAAAACUAUUCCUUCAAACGCUCAGUGGGUGUUGGAUUCGCCUUUUUGCAUGGAGACUUCUAAGUGAGCCUAAUGAAAUUGAUAAAGUGCCACAAAACUGCCAUGUGAAUGAAUGUUCAAUGAAUGAAUCAGCAUAUACCAUAGCAAUGUUUCAAUGAAACAGCUAGCACUCUCUCUCUUUCUCUUGUUGGGCUGCUCACGAUAGAGCACGACGGUGUGACAUGGCCCGGUCCACAACAAUUCUCCAGGAUGCUCGGUCCAUGGCUGCAGCCUCCAAUCCAUGUAGACACCCGAUCUCCGACAGGUCUCGCUAGCAAGAUAGCAAUUACCACAACUGACUAGAAACAUAAAAACUCUGUAUGGAUAAAUGUCUGCCAUUCCAUCUGCCCUAAUAUGCAUUGAGCUGAUUUUGUUAAUUGUGAUUGUGUUAAAUUAUGUUAAUACAUAAUGGGAUUGGAAUCGGUACUAUCUAUUGGCAACGUGAACGUGAGACCUUCGACCGGUUUCGUUCAGCUCUGCAUUAGGACAAAUUGCCCAGAUGGCAAAGAGCCAUCUCAACACUAAACUGCAACUAUAGUGGGUCUAAGAACAUGUUGUAAAAUAGCCGUCUCAUGGGGCAGCCUGGUCAUCUGAUAGAUAGGGGCACGUUAGAGCUCCACAACGUCAGCUAAUGGGAAAGUCUCAUCCAGCUCAUCCACCACACCGAUUAUGUUGAUAAGGAUAAGAUAAUGCAGACCUUGUGCUGCAAUCAAAAUUAAAAUGCAAAAUGCAAAAUGCAAUUACCUAAAUGUGAAAAUGUUAUAAGUAAGAUGAUUACUAUUCAGUUAGUAGUAUAGUAGUUGAAUAAUAGAUCACUAGAAAUUAGGACUAGAAGAGCAGAGUUUGUAAUGUCGUAUUUAUAGUUUGAUUGCAGUUUAUAUAUUAAAUACAUCUUCCGGAGUAAGUAGGUUGAUUCAAUUGAUUCAAUUUAUGUAUUAAUGUUUGUUUGUUGAUUUCAUUUUCAAAAAACGCCUCCAUAUCAGUUUUAUAAACGUAUUUGUGUACUUGUAUAGCGGUCCCGUGGUGCAGUCGUCAGCUCGCACGACUUAACAACAUGCCCGUCGUACGUUCAAACUUAGAGGGGGCCGCCCGGCCCCCCGGUAGCAAUAUCUGGCUAUCAAGCUGCAUGGUACUAAAGUCUCGAAAUCCUGUAUAGGGCUGCAUGUCCCCAUAGGAAGACAGAAGAAGAAGGCCAAAUAGAAGAAUAAGUACUUGUAUCGUAAACGUACGCUAUUGCCUUUGUGCACUGUUAAUAUAAAUUCAUGCCUGAACAAUUUUUUUUUUUUUGCUUAUACCACACUUACUUACAUAUCUGGCGCUACAACCGCUUUGCGGUCUUGACCUCAGGAAUGUCGGAAACUGCUCAAGGUUUCGUGCCUCCUCGUCUUUAUACUAGCAUUUUUAUUACAAUACAUGCUACUAAUUGGCAAAAAAGAAUUAUUACAAUUUUUUAACAUACAUUUGUAGGUGAAAUACGGUUUUUGUAAUACGUUAAAAUAUUUAUAUGGUAUCAUGUGUUGAAAUACAAAAGAAUGUUAAACGGUUGCUAGCAAUAUUUACAUGGUAACCAGUAACAAGUAGAUGGUUUUUGCUAGUUCAUUACCCCUUCGCGAACCCUGCUAGAUUGCCCUGUCCAUGAGGAAAAAGAUGGAAGUUUUUCAAGCAGAAAGCGUAUCAUCUGAGGGCACCUGAAAGGUAUGCAUCAACCCCUUUCUUAUCUUGGAUCGUGCUUUGAACAUCGUGCAAAGCAAACGCCGUAUCACUUCGUCGCCAGUGCUGUUAGCGGUAACACACGGAGUGAGUUUGUGUGGCGUGUUCCGUAUUGUGAAUCGAGGCAAGCUUUUAUCAGCUAUAAUUUCUGUUUAAGAAUACAAUUUAUCACAGUUAUCGUACCAGUGUUUUGAAAAAAGCAAUAUCAAACGAGUUAAACAGCUCGCAACAGAUGAGUUAAUGCCACUACCCUUCUCUAAUCGUGUGCGUCGAGCUAAGCGUAUCUUGCAAAGGAUGCGUCAUCACAUGUUCGUGUCAAUACCGGUAAGCACCGGCCGGCGUCAUGAAGUGCGCAUGACCGAGUGCAUAUAAAUUGAGAGUGAGAACGUAAAGUGUUUAAAUUGGUUCAUUAAGAAAGAAAGUAACGUAGCAAAAACGUUAAGUGAUUUGUGCGACUUCAAACGAAAUGAUAAACAUGUGGUGAUGGGAAUUCCCCAAUGUAAAGCAUUUUGCUUGUGUUUACUUGCCGAUUCCGGCAGACGGAGACGGUUUCAGUUAUUCUGCAGUUGUGUGAACCAACGUGACCUUGACUGUUUCGGAAUUUCUACUCCAUAGCAGUACAGUAGUGUGAUUGACAAUGUUGCAAUUAAAUUGUGAAAUUAUACAAAUGUGGUUGAAUGUAAGUGAAGUCUGAUGGUAUGUAGCGUCAAACGAAGCAAGACAGUGUAACGUGCUGAUGCCCUGCGUGAAGGAUUGAUUCUUCGAAACGGCUGUAAUCUAUUAAGCAAUUAACGUAUAAAACCAACAAGAUACGGGAUAUAUGGUCGUCGAUAAGGAAAAUGUAUAAAGUGAUAAGCGGUUGUGGCUGGUGCUUACCAUUAAAGUGAAUCAGUGAAUAAAAAACAACGUGCAAAUAAGCAAUAACAUAGUCCAAUAACAAUAACGAAAGACAUCCGAUCAUGGAAUUGCCGGUGACGAUACGGGAGAGGAGUGUGGACAGCCGAACGGUGAUUGAAGUGAAAGGGAAAUAUAUCGUGCUAAGUGAAAUUAAAUCACGCAUAGAAACCCUCUUGGCCAACUCUACUGUUGAAGAGGUUCGUAUCUUUGCUGGCAUCAUUCUUACCAUCGAUGUGGAUCUUUCUCGCGAUGUUUGGCAUGGGCGAAAUCUGGUGGUUUUGGCGAACGAAAUCAAAGUGUGCACUACGGUUCGUUGGAAUGUGUCUGGGAAAGAUAACGACCAUAUCUACACGUCGAAUGCCGGUACGGAUGGGAACGGUGUUGGCAAACAAGGAGCCGAUGGAUAUCCGGGCGAAAGUGGAGGUAACGUUUUAUUGCAGGCAAACACAAUUCAACACCCCGAACGAUUGACGAUCAUUUCGAACGGUGCAAACGGAAGCAACGGUCAGGAUGGUGGCAAUGGAAAGGCGGGCGUCGACGGUAAAGGUAUCUCUAGGGCAGACUUUGAGGACAAGUUUCCGCCGACUGCCAAGUUUUUGGAGGGGCCUCGUGCUAGCCGCGUAGAAACCACUGUCAAAAACAUUAAAAACUUAACUCGAAACAUUAAAACACAGUGGUUGGUUACAACAAUGCCCUUAUUUCCCGUCAAUACCACUCACAGAGAAAACGUACUUUAUCACACGGAUUUUCGUAUCGAUUACUUUAACAGUCUUUACAUCGAGGUGGAAACGCACGAUGGCUGCGAGAUAACUUUUUCUUUUCAGCAAGGCACAACGUUUUACAACUGCCAAUCGUUUCUGAUGUACAAGGGAACAUCUGGCCAGCGUGGACAGGCUGGCGGAGGAUAUGGGCUGGGAGGUCAAGGUGGAUUUGCUGGCGAAGUGACAAUUAAACGUUUAUACGACGGUCGUACGUUUGACAUUAAGACAUACUGCAACCGGGGCAAUGAUGGAGAUAACGGAAAUGGUGGAUUGUAUGGUGCGCACGGUAAAAAUGGUUGGGACAUGGGUUAUGUGGAUUACAUAACGCACGAACCAAAAUUGUAUGGACAGGAUGAAAAGAGCAAACUUCAGCUGUCGUUCUAUGAAGAAAAUUCAUCCAGCAGAAUGUAUUGUCCAUAUAAGGCUUACAUCGACAGCAGCUACAAAUAUGCUGGAUUCCAGGUAUCAAGAAUUGACCAUCAAUCUAGUAACGAAUUCAGGGAAAGGAACAACACCCAGUCACGUACCGACAGACAGCAUCAUGCGAAAGCAAUAGGGAAGAAAUCCAUUCCUGGGCUGCGCAUUGCUGCUGCAUUUUCCGAAUACUUGCAAGAAAUUGAACAAGAAAGGCAGCAAUUGGAAAAACAAAGAAUCGAGAGAGAAAAGCAAGAAUUAGAACGGCUGCGAAUCGAGAAAGAAAAACAGGAAUUAAAGAAACAACGGGAAGAACUUGAAAAACAAAAUUUGGAAAAACAACGGAUCGAGAGAGAAAGGAAGCAGGAAUUGGAGAGACAACGGAUUGAAAAAGAAAAGGCACGAUUGGAAAAACAACGGAUUGAGCAAGAAAAGCAGGAAUUGGAGAGGCAACGAAUCGAAAAAGAGAAGCAAGAGCUGGAAAAACAGCGGAUCGCACAAGAAAGGAAAAACAUUUUACAACAACAAAUCGAACAAGAAAAGCAACGUUUAGCACGACAGCAGAUUGAAAAAGAAAGGCAACAAGAAAUGGCUGAACAGGUGAAAGAAUAUUUGAAUUGUGAUGCAUUGCAGCAAGUUGUUGAAAGCCAAUACGCAGAUCUUGAUCGAGUCACGGAUCUGGACAUAAAACGGUUUGUUAAUUUUACACAAGAUACUUCUGAUCAGGAUCGAAACGAGUUUGUUAAACUUGGUGAAAUGUAUAAAGAUCCUGGUCGAGAGGAAAUAUUCAGCAAAUUGUACAAUAACUUGAAUCUAGACGAUUGGCUACAGCUUCGAACACGUCCUGCUGAUCGCCCUGAGCUGGUGUCUUUGGUGGAACAUUUUAAAUCAUUAAAAUCACAGUUCGAACGUUUGCUUGGAAGGGAUUGCAGUGCUAAGAUAACGAAUGUUACAGAAACGUUGAAAAUCAAGUAUAAAAUAGCAAUUCUGAAAGAAAUUACACAGGAACUGCCGACCUGUUUCACAACAGUGAAUCGUUUCGUAUUGACAGCAAAGACUGUAGGGAGAUAUCUGGAAGAAACGGAUGAAAAGAAUGACACAUUUUAUCAUCCCGAUCUUGGCACUUUGAAGCAAUACAUUUUUGAAAACAAUCCAGCACAACGAGAUAACAUUAACAAAUUCAUGGCAAAAGCAUCAGAAAGUAACGACAAUGCGAUCAAACGUGCCGUAGAAACAUUCAUUAUGGAAACAGAUAGCUCAAAAGAUGAAAAUAAACGUGUGAAACUGUUUUAUGAUGAGUAUCAGAAUUAUUUGGAGAAACAGCAAAGAAAUAUUGAUGCUAUAACGCAAUCAUUAGCAGCAGAACUAAAGAAAUCUAAACAUCAAGAAGCAUUCCGUCUGUGGAAUGAAAGCAUUGAUGACGAUGGUUUGCUGGAGGAUUUUGAAGAAUUGAUUAGAAAAGAUAAGGUGUUGAGCUCACUGUAUGAUGAACUGAAGCGUGCGGAAAAUGCUGAAUAUGACUGGGAAAGGUGUUGUACCGAUGAAAAAAUACAAGAAAUACUCCAGAUCAACUUAAAGCAGGAAGGAAUCAUGUGCAAAAGUUACAGAGUACUGCUGGCGUAUACGUAUGAUGUGAACAUUCGGGUGUAUGCCAAGAAUGAAGACAAUGAAAUCGUUCUGAUAGAAGAUCAUAAUCCAAAAUCCAUUAAAAUUACACACAUUUUACACAAAUCGAACGAAUUCAUUCAACUGAAAAUCAAUGAAAGCUUCCGCCAGUUAGAAGAAGAGCGUCUGCACAAGGAUCGAAUUUUCAGACGAAUUCUGACGGAGAUAAACGGAAUGCAGGACAUACAGACCAUCGAGAAUUACUUCGAACGAGAAGUAUUCUAUCGAAACAGUUCUAAUUUCGCUAAAAUGUUUGAAGAUUUAGAAGACGAGAUAACAGUUGAAAAGAUUGCAGCAUUUUUUUCAGCCGAUGAGAAGGACCAAAUUGCUCAUCGUCUGAAGAACAUUUCUCCCAAAUACACCGGCCAACAUGGAGUGUUCGAAAGCAUCUUACUGCGUUUUUCUUUCGAAGGCAGCCAUGUGUCAUCAAACGAACUGUGUUUCUUAAUCAACUCUAUACUUGCUCACACUGUUGAAGCAAGGCAAGAAAGGUACACCUUUUCAUGGAUUGUUGCAGCAUACAAUCAGUGCAGUUGGACAGAUGAGCUGGUGUUGCUGCAGCUGGAGAACUGCUACAAGAGACAGCUGCAGGAAAAACCCAAAUGGCGCAAGUACAUGUCAAAAAUCGAAAAUAAGGCAGUUUUGUUAGUAUUUUCUGUUCAGUUUACUCGUAAGCCUUGUCCUGCGCAGUGUGUUGAAGAUAUCUUGCACUUGCUGAGUAACAUUCCAAUAGAAUCGAUUUGUCUAGAUGAACUGGAGCUAACAGAGUGGCCUUAUGUGCUUAAGGAAUGCUAUUGGACACAUAAGUUGAAAGCUCUUAUAACGUGGGGAAAUGACUCGGAAGCCUUAACUUCUGCUUCGUUCUUCGUUCUGUCCAUAGAGAACACGUAUGGAAACAAGUUGGUGGAGAAUUUAUUUGAAUCGUUGGUGGAAAAGCGCAGUGAGCUUACGCAUUCUAUGUUAUUAAACGUGCUAUCUUGCUUUCAUAAACAAAAGUGGAAUUUAUGUGUUGAUGAUAUUAACCUUUUAAGUCGAUGUAGUAUCAAGAAAUGGAUUAAACAUAUGGAAGAAAAGUUCAAGAUAAACUUAAAGGAAUUAAAUAUUUCACAGAUAGCAACUAUCAUUAGAGGCAAUGCUAACACAUCAAAUAAUAUAGUGAAACAUUUACCUCAAAUUGAAAAUUCAGUAACAAGCAUUUAUAAUAACAAGAGAACGAUACACACGAGUUUGAUAUCCUCUUUUUUGCUCAACGACGUAGAAAAAUGGGUUCAAGAGUUCCAUGUUAAGAACCAGAAAACGAAUACAAACAUGUACGAAGAAAUGCUUGCUGUAAUAGGUAGGGCAAUUGAGCUUAAGAGAGGGUUUAAGUUACGAGACACCCAGCUAUUGACAAUUUUGGCCUUACUAGUCAACGAUAACAGCACUUUGGCACAAGUAUCUACAGGCGAAGGUAAAUCAUUGAUCGUAGUAGCGACCGCGAUCAUUAAAGCGCUCCUAGGGGAGAAGGUAGAUAUUAUCACCAGCUCCUCAGUACUGGCUCAACGAGAUGCUGUCACCAACAAUGAUAUCUACGAAUUGUUUGGUCUUAGUGCCUCCCACAACUGUAGCGAACAGAUAGAGGAGCGAAAGGAAGCUUACUCAUGUAAUCAAAUAAUUUACGGAGAUUUGGCAAACUUUCAACGUGACUAUUUAUUAGACAGAUUUUAUGGAAAGCAUGUAUUGGGUGAUCGUAGCUUUGAAAAUGUGAUCGUCGAUGAGGUGGACAGCAUGUUGCUCGAUAAGGGAAACAAUAUGAUAUACCUGUCGCAUGACAUUGCUGGUAUGGAUAAGCUGGAAUCGGUAUACUUGUUCAUUUGGCAAAUGGUCAACAGUCCAACCGAUCUUCCGGAAGAUGUACAUAUGGAAGCGGUUAAAAGAUCAGUUUUAAGUGACAUGUAUGCAAUCAUCCAGAAAGAGGAUAUCCAAAGUUUGGACAAUGCUUUGGGAAAAUCGAAUGUAUUGGUGCUAUGGGAGAGAUUAGUUAAGUCUGGAAUAAUAAAUGACGCAGGAAGAUUACAAACGAAAGCUAUUGAUUCCAACAAAUUAGAAAAAGUACUUAGACCAGAUUUCACACAAUACAAAGAUCGUCUAAGCUUCUUACUUACGUCUUGUGUCGAACGCGAAACGUGCAUCAAAAUACCAAAUUAUCUAAAAGCAUUCGUGGAGAGACACUUGGACAGUUGGAUUUCAAGCGCCAUAACAGCACUGUACAUGGUCCCGGGACAGUACUACGUGGUGGAUGUCGACAGAUCUGGAACAAGUGCCGACCUUAAUGCGAAUGUAAUUAUUCUCGACAGGGAUACGGGUACUGAUCAGGUGAGCUCACAGUGGGAUGAGGCGUUGCACCAAUUUUUGCAGCUUAAGCACGGUUGUAAGCUGUCAACCCAAAGCCUGAAAGCAGUUUUCAUUUCCAACGUUACAUAUUUGAAAAUGUAUGAACUGCUUUAUGGUUUAACAGGAACGUUAGGAUCACAGAGAGAAAGACAUCUGCUUGAGGAGAUACAUCGGGUUGACUUUGUUACUGUUCCUACCGCCAAGUCGAAGCAGUUUGAAGAGUAUGAACCUAUCAUUUGUUCGAGCAGUGAGGAUUGGAAAAAACAAAUAGGACAAGAGGUGAAUAAACUAACAAAAAUUGAUAAAAGAUCGGUCCUGAUCAUUUGUGAGACGAUCAGGGAUGUCGAAUCAUUCCAGAUGGUGUUUGAUUCUGAGGAGCACUCAAACGUUCACACUUAUGUACGUGAUUAUGAAACGUUUACUGUUGCGGAAGGGGACAGAAAGUUGGAACCGGGACACGUUAUCAUUGCUACCAAUUUGGCAGGUCGUGGCACAGAUAUAAAAAUAUCCGACGACCUUCGGAAGGCCGGAGGGUUACACGUGAUACUAACAUACCUUCCGGCGAACAUUCGAAUUGAAGAGCAAGCAUUCGGAAGAGCAGCUAGAAGCGGAGAUAAGGGAUCGGGUCGGAUGAUAAUAAUGAUAACCGAUGGAAAAAUGCACAAUCGUUCUAUGAUAUUUACCCUCAAGCAAAAACGCAAUGUCGAUGAGCUUUUCCGCAUAUCUGCUAUAAAAACUUAUUACGAAACCACUAUUAAAACAGAAGAGAGUUGUUUUGAAGCAUUCAACGAGUUGUAUGAGAAAAAAAUGAAACUUUUAGCUAAUGCGAAAGAGCCAGUGAAGGAUAUUCUGCUCCAAUGUUGUUUGGACAGAUGGUCGUUUUGGUUAGACGAAAACAAUGUACAGAUAGGAAAAGCAUCAGAUGAGGCUUCCAAGCGGGAAGUAAAACAACUGUUGGAGCACUUUCUAUCACAAUUUGAUGAUCUGAAAGCAACGAGCGCAAACUAUUGGCCAGCUUGGGUUGAAGAAAACCCAAUGCAAAUGAUCAAAUUGGGAAAAUAUAUUUCACAACACGAUUCGAAGCAUCGCGAUACAGCAAUGCAACUGUUUGGGAAAGUUAUCUCGAAUGAACCGUGGUUUUGCGAAGCCGCUUAUUACUAUCGUGCAUACACACGAUCGCUUGACAACAUGAACGUUGGCGACUUCAAAAAGGAUUUGCGUAUGGCAGAAAAACUCUUAAACGAUCAUAUAAAAUAUGCAAUGCAUGCAUCAGGUAUGGUGUGUAAGCUAAAGAAUAACACACCACCGAUCGAGGGCUAUGAAGAGCAAAAGAAGUGUCUCAUUAAUCUAUACUCAUUGUUCAUUCAAUCCAUAGACGACAUGUUGGGUCAUGCUGUAAGUCCUGAAUCGUUUGUUAAUUAUGAAAUAAAGGAGGAUGUUGCUGGAAUAAUCUUUGACGAUCUUGUACGAAUCGGCAUGAUAAAGAAGGCUCAAGUAAUCGAUAACAUACCUAAUGAUCAGAUUCAGAGACUUCACGUCGAGUACGGGAUACCUGUAGAUCAGUUGAAGAAGUUCUUAGCUCAACAUAGGGGCCCUAUCGAUGACAAAGAAUUCCUUAAAGCUAUUCGAGAAUCAUUUUCAUUUCCAAGCAGAAGCGAAUUUUGGGAAACACUUAUUAACCAAAAGGCUCUGCUCAGUGUUGAAAGGUAUGUUGCGAUCAAUGAAGAACGGCUCAAAAUAAUGAAUCCUGCUCUAAUGAACGUUCUGAAGGAAAAGGUAGACAAAGGACAGCUGGUGAAAGCAGUUGUUAAGCUAGAUAAGCACCAGAUCUUGUUGAUCCACGAACAACAGUCACAGUUUUACUAUGAGAAAGAGAAGCUCAUUGAUAUGAUCGGUAGAACGAAGUAUACCUCUCUUGAAGAAAAUGGUCUACUAUCAUGCAACGAAAAGGCAACCAUAGACCCAAGUAGAAUUACUGGUUGUGUGUUCUCUGCCUUUGAUUCUAUAACAGUUCAGGAUAUUACAAACAAGACAAGAAUUACAACGAGUGAAGCGAAAAAUAUCAUCGCAGAACUACUUAAGCGUAAUGUUCUACAAAAAAGGGGUGAAACGUUUGUCCUACCAAUGAACUAUGACGAUAGCCAGGAUGUCUUGCUUCCCACCUAUCCAGUGUAUGAGAGUGUCGUUAGAAACGUCCUUGCUUCAUGUUUUGCCUACAGAUUAGCUCUGAGAAACAUUGCACGACAACUAGAAGAGGAGAACUGUUCUGACAUUCGUAUAGAAUUGAAGCCCAAUCCCCAUCAAAUGUUUUUUACCGACUUACUGGAGCAUAAGAUAAUACUCCCUCCUAUGGCCACGCAUGAGAUCGAUGAAAGUAAAAUCAAGGCAAUGUAUAAAACAUCAUGGUCGAAAGGGGCAUGGAUAAGCAUACUUUCUAAGGAUAUUGGUUUGUCUCAAGAAUACACCAAGCUCCUGGUGGAUGUGCUGCUUAAAAACCGUUUUAUUGUUCCAAACCCCUUAAUGGAAUUGUUGUUAUUUUCUCCUUCAAAUAACAUGUCUGAAGAAAUAAAGAAUGCAUUGACAAGCUACAGGUUCAAUUCGAAAGAUGACCGAACUAGCGUAGCCUAUUUAAAAUCAUGCAUUGCAUCAAUCAAUCAAAAGCAUGGACUUCUUGAAUCCUGCGACGUUGGAGUUGCGAUUGAAAAGUGGUUUAACAAUCAAUUGCUGUUAAUUGAAAACGGAACUGCUAAACAUAUUGAGAAUGUCUUAAGUAAGUCGAAAUCGUCUCUAGCAGCAUUAAAUGUUCCGCAUGGCGCGCUGAAAUCGAUCAUGGACUUUUAUGGUAAAGGAAACUUUGGAAGCAUCGAUGAGAUGCGGAUCUUCAUCACAAAUGGAUUAGAGCAUCUGUUAGAGCUAGGAGAGAGAAAAUGGACCAUGGAAAUGAUAUUGAAAACCUCACUGGUGUUAGCGUUUGGUGUAGCACAGAUAACAAUUGGCGCUAUAAUGGAGGUGUAUUCGGGUGGAAUGAUGACUCACGUUGCCGGAGCUCUCAUGGGCGAAGGUGUCAGCGACAUCAUGUUUGCUGUGGGUUCUUUUAAGUCAGGUCACUUCAGCUGGAAAGAUUACGGAAAGCAUAAGUUACAAAGUCUGCUUUUUACGAUCGGUACGGCCGGUGUGGGAAUGUAUCUCUCCCAGGGCGCCAAGAUGUCUCGCAUAGGUUAUAAAGUUGCUGGACCAAGUCUCGAGUACGGUGGCAAACGGGUUGCCGAAUCAUCCGGAAAGCAGUUAAUCAAAGCAGUUGGUGGACGGACGGUCGUUAAGGAGAUAGCGAAGUGUGUGGCGCUCAAAACAGCAGAAAGUGUCGCAUUUGCUGUGGCAAAUACGGCCGUGGAUACGGUUGUUGAAAAUCAUCUGCAAUCCAUGUUGAACUCCUUAGCAUCGGAUAUUUUAUCUGGAGUUAAGGGUGAAGUAGCAAAUCAUAAGGUUGCUCACAAUUUGCAGAAAGCGUACGAUCGUUUAGGUGAAAAUGAUGCUAGAGCCCUCGUGAACGACUUGACAAAUGCAUGCAUGUUGGAACAGAACACGACACAAACCUUCCUUCCACUCACCAAGCAAAUCAGCCAAAGCGUGAUGCAAGGAAUCGGGAAGGCAAAUAAAAAAACAGGUACCACAAACAGUGCCAUGGUGCUCAUCAACCAAAUCAGUCGAGUAAUGGAUUGUGUGGAUCGUGUUGCACAAGUCUAUAAAAUGCGCAACGCAACACACCAAUUGCUUGAUAGUAUUAACAUCGAAAUGGAGCGGAAACUCGCAAACAUUGAGCAGAACUCAGCUCCAUCGAAAGAAACCCCGGCAAAUGGCAAAGAUUUUGAGCGCUUUCAAAGGGAAGUGGUUGAGCAAUGGGAAACGACGUUAAGUAAGCACGUUGGGCAACUGAUCGCACAACAUGUUGUGCUGCCAGUGCUGAAAAUGGGCGUAAAUAGUGUCCUUUUACAUGUAGGUACAGCAUUGAAGGACAUUAGACGCAGCAUGGUAGAGUCGGAAUUGAGCAGAGAUGUUCAUCGGCUGAAGGACGAACACGAACAGAAGAUGAAUAAGCUCGAUAUGACAGCAGAAACAAAGCGUCAACUGACAGAGGAAUAUCAUGGUCAAUUGCUGAAGAUUAUGCACAAGACUCGUAGUCCGUCUCUGUUUGCCACCAUCAUCCGGGAAAACGUUCCAAUGGAUUUGACUUGUGUCGGGGCCUGUACUCCAAUGAUACAUAAAAUGCUACAGGCACAACAUGGUGCGUUAUCGGGGCUCACAAUCACUGUCCACGGGGAAAAGGGUAUAAAACAAUCGUUCAGUUCUGGAACGGGUGGUCCCGAGAUUCACCUAGAUCUGAAGGGCAAUCAUUUCACUUUCGGAGCUGGAGAGUCAACUGUUGCCACGACAGGUAAUAAUUGUCUGUACGGAGCACUAGCCACAGCUAUACCGGAUCUGCAAGCUGUAGGAGAGGAUUCGUUCAGGUCCAUGUUGUGUGAUUCCAUCCAGCAUGAUGACAGCAUGCACCAUCACAUUCGACAGGGUUGGCAUCGUGUGCCGUUAAAGCAUGGUGCGGUUGGCGGAGCCCGCAAGUCCCCUGCCAACACGACCAAUAUAGAAGAUGGUACAUUUAAAACACCGACGGUGAUCCUGUCGAAUGAUAGACCAAAAGGAAAGCCUAAAGCACGUUGCUUAAGCAAAACGCCGUACGUAGAUGAUGAAUCAUCCACAACCAAUGAGCUGCAAGGCGAAUCAAGUCAACCCGUCACGAACGAUUCCAGAACUCCCGAGUAUCAUCUGGAUUCGCGUGUAGCUCACCAUACGGGUCGAUUUGCAGGGGAGUUGAAAAAAAUCGCUGAAAUAACGAACAUUCCUGUGGAUGAACUGAUCAAAGCGGGGCGCAGUAUGUUCAAGGCGAGCAGAAACUGCUCUGGACAGGAUCAGCAGCAGGCGCAUGUGGUGCGGGUUUCCAUCCUGGUGGAAAGGCUAAAAACCGACUUUCCAGAUUUAUACCAAAGGCUCACACGCCACGCCGGUCACACACAGCUAGUUGAUAAGUUUGUGAACGUGUUUCAUAAAAUAGGUGGAGAUAUCGAUAGGAAUCAGGCCGACUGGAUACUUGAUCUUGCAACUGUAGAUUUCACGACAGGAUUAAACGAUCAUUCGAGAGAAGUGUUUGAGAAAUAUAAGAGCUCUGUUUUGAGAGUGUUUGAUAACAACAUCAACUCAAACAAGUACAGUAAAGAGCAGGUGUUGGUUAUAAAAAAUGCAAGAAAAAUAAUGAACAACACAAACAUCCAGGUGUUGUUUGAACGUGCACAGAAAGGAUAUGAUUUUAAAUACGAAUACAAACCUUCGGGGCGCGGUGUGGGAAGACCCAAAAUUUAUAGAACAGAAAACGAGGAAUAGGUUUAUUGGCUCCUUAAUUUUCGACAUACUUUGAGGGCAAUGAGGAAUAGUCAUUAAGUUUCAGAAGAGAUGUAAUGGUUUGUAUGAUAUCGAAACGAGUUGUAUCCAUCUUUUAAACGUACUAUAUUGAGUUACUUAUGCGCUAUGAUUGUAAUAUCAUUGUUUUAGGAUCAAACUGUUUAAAAAAAGGCUUAAAUUGUCACUAGUAUCAUAUUGCUUUCCAACGACAAAAUUUAGGCUUAUGUAUGUUCUGCACUGUGUAGGAUUUUAUUCUUUGUUAAGGACGCGUCAGGGAGAGAGAUAGCUACAAUUAAUCUAUAGCUUGUACCUUGAAACACUCAAAUGAUUAUUAUUCAACAUUCUUCAUUUGAUAAGGGAUUCCUCAACACCCUUAAUGUAAUUGGAACAUCUUAUUCAAUGCACACAAUAGACUGAACCGGCCGCAAUCGAGUCUAAUCUACUCUGCGCUCUAAAUGAAUUAAAUCUUCUAUUGGAGUUUAUACCUGAAGGACGUUGGCUUGGAGUGGAUUGGUGUUAUAUUCAUAAACUGUCCAAUAACUACUACAGUGGAUUUCUGGCAGACAGUUUUUUACUUGUACUCUAGUUGUACUUUACUUGUAUUUAAAUGCGGAUCCAACGCGUGGAAGCAUAUGAAUUGGUUUUAUUCAUUGACUUUGCAAAAAAGGCCGAAAUCAAAGAGCUGCAUGCGGCUUGCUAGCCGAUCGCUGGUCUACGCUGAUCAACACUGAUGUCUGGGUUCAAAGAAGUUAAAAAACAAAUUACACAACUUGUUGACAAAGCUUUUGUGCUUUGUUCUAAUGGCUAACGAUCAGUUUCGAAAAGAAAUGCCUUAAAAAAGCAAUUAUCUGAGUGUGAAAAGGUUAUAAGUUCUACGAUUACCAUUCAGAAGGUUGGAGAGUAGCUAUAUAAUAGGAUAGUUAGUUAGGAUUAGUUUUAGCAUCGUAUUUAAAGUUUCUUUGCAAAUUUAACACUUAAUCAUGUUUCCGGAGCAAGUCAUUCGAUAAUCAGAUUUGUUUAUUGAUGUUUUUUUUUUAUACCAACGCCAUUACACUACAAAAAUCUUAUGCUAUUAUUUGUUAAUUAACAUAGAGGUAAUAAAUUUAGAUCAUUAAAAUCAUA
Messenger RNA from Anopheles arabiensis, 17043 nucleotides. RefSeq lists its product as uncharacterized. Gene Ontology annotation, molecular function: ATP binding; ABC-type protein transporter activity. The coding region runs from base 5323 to 15903 and encodes 3526 amino acids. Gene Ontology annotation, biological process: protein targeting; protein import. Lineage: Eukaryota; Metazoa; Arthropoda; Insecta; Diptera; Culicidae. Gene Ontology annotation, cellular component: membrane. The record is from RefSeq and is a predicted model, not a curated record. The transcript has 7 exons.